GAGAAGCCUAAAGCAAAAUCCACCACCACCCCCUCCUUCCUCAGCCACACAGCUCCCAAAAGUCCUACCAAGCUCAGGGGGCUCAGGCUUUGUGAGGAUGGUGUCAGAGAGUGAGAAACAAGGAGGCUGCAGCUCCCUCUUGGCUCUUGGGAGACCCUCCUUGGGGGAGUCCCCCUCCAAAAAGUUCUCCUGUAGCUGAACUCGGGAGCACCUGUGCCCUGGCAGGGGUAAGACAGCAGAAUUUCAGGAGAGAUCUCUUUUAUUGUAUUUCCCUACAUGCUGAAUUCAUCCAUUUCAUUUACAGCCACCACAGCGGCACCCACCACGUGUGUACCCACUACCAAGGGUGGCACAACUGAGGAGCCCAACCUCAAGACUCCAGAUCCAGGGAGAACAGUGCUGGACGAUCUGAAUUCCUUCUGUCACAUCUUCAUCUGGGUCCCCUUGGCCGGUGCCUGUGUCCUGCUCCUCAUCGCCCUGGUGAUCACCCUCGUGCUGUGCCGACAAACCAGAAGACGAAGAUGCAGGUGUAAGAGACCUGCAAACGGGAAGCCCCCCACAAAACCCAGGACACCCAACUAACACAGACCAGCAUCUGCUCCUCCUGCCUUCUGGAUCUUCUCCUGGGACCUGUCAGCACAGAAAUCCAUCUCCUACAUGAUCCACACUGCCACUGCACUCACCCCCUCUGCCCUGGCGGGUGUGAAGGGGCAGAGGGAGCACAGACACACAGACAAGCAGCACCUCCCUGUGAGCUGCAGGGCAAAGCACAGCUCCUUCCAAACUCUGAGCUUCUCUGGCAAUGCCAGAAACCACCUCUGCACCCAGACAUGGGCUCAGGCACAAGAGCCAAGCCAGCCCUGAUGCUGACAGGCCUCAGUGAGAAGCUGAUGAGAAAUAAGGACAUGAGCUGGACCUUUGCUCAAAGCUGUGUGCAAUUUCCUCCCAAAAUGCAGCCACAGGUGGAAUUUGCUGCACUAAACCUGAGAAAUGAUUCUCCUCACUCAACACAUCAUCUUGUUGUGGUACCUCCCUCCUAGGGCUUUUAUUGUUUAAUGCAAUGGAAUACAAGACUGCAUUGAGAAUCUAAAUAUGGAUUAAAGGGCCUUACUUUUGAGGUUUUCACAGUCCUGGGGGCUAAGGUUCACUGUUCCCAUCACACUGUCCUUGUUCUGCUGCUACCCCUGAUCCAUCUAUUUCAGCAGGAGUUUGGCCUGAGUAAGGAAAGUGGGAUUUGCUUUCUUACUGAGGGAAAUGCCUGGCCAAUUAUAAAAAAAUCUUUGUCACUUGUUUUUUGUUAAGCAGGACGUUUAACAUGUUGAUAUUUCGGGAUAUAUUAUAGACUACUGUAAAUCUUGUUUUUUCAGAUCUGUAUUUCUUGUAAAUAUUUCCUUAGUAUACUUGCAAAUUAAGAACUGAGACAUAAAAUAAAAUUAUUUUAGUCAGA
Messenger RNA from Catharus ustulatus (Swainson's thrush), 1447 nucleotides. RefSeq names its product T-cell surface glycoprotein CD8 alpha chain-like. The transcript is spliced from 4 exons. The record is from RefSeq and is a predicted model, not a curated record. The coding region runs from base 277 to 582 and encodes 101 amino acids. NCBI's taxonomy places the organism in Eukaryota, Metazoa, Chordata, Aves, Passeriformes, Turdidae.